Lytechinus variegatus (green sea urchin) is the source of this 2132-nucleotide messenger RNA. RefSeq names its product lysosomal acid glucosylceramidase-like. The record is from RefSeq and is a predicted model, not a curated record. Gene Ontology annotation, biological process: glucosylceramide catabolic process. Lineage: Eukaryota; Metazoa; Echinodermata; Echinoidea; Temnopleuroida; Toxopneustidae. Bases 70 to 1686 code for a protein of 538 amino acids. The transcript is spliced from 12 exons. Gene Ontology annotation, molecular function: glucosylceramidase activity.
CCAGGCUAAGUGUGACACGCUGACGUUCUGUUCUUAAAUUCUCUGAGACUGACUGAGUCUGAGUCAGCGAUGACACACAGACACUGCACUCACUUGCUUUUCAGACCCUGUGUCUUCACCAUGGAAUCUUGCCACUGUAUUACAACCACUUGUGUCCUGCUUCUACUAACUCUACAUUUAUCAUUUUGCAAAGCUGCCACACCAUGUCAUGAACAGCGCUUUCCAGGAGGGGAUACUUUUGUAUGUGUUUGUAACUCCACCUACUGCGACACGGUAGACAACUAUGAGCCACUCCAGUCUGGCUUCUAUACGGUCUAUACCUCUAGUAAUACAACAGGAGAUCGUCUGGCAAAGAGGACGUAUCCAAUCUCAAAGUCAUCCAACUCUUCAGGUUCAGCCAUUACGAUCAAGAUUGAUAAAUCCACCUUAUACCAGUCAGUGAUCGGGUUUGGAGGAGCUACUACUGAUGCUGCAGCAAUCAAUGCAUUCAACCUCUCUCAAAGUAGCAGACAGAACCUCAUCAAGUCAUACUUCUCCCAAAUGGGUAUUGAGUAUACUGUAAGCCGUGUUCCCAUUGGCUGUACAGAUUUAUCUACUCAUUACUACACUUAUGAUGAUCACCCAGGAGACUUUAAUCUUCUCAACUUUUCACUAGCUAAGGAGGAUCUCAGUUACAAGAUCCCUUUCCUUCAAGAAGCGAUGAAUGUAUCUGGUCGUGAUAUCAAGUUCUAUGGGAGCCCCUGGUCCCCUCCUGUGUGGAUGAAAACCAAUAACGAUUACCAUGGAGCAGGUCAGAUCAUUGGCAAUCCCGGGGAAAAAUACUUCAAAACUUGGGCAAACUAUUUUGUCAGGUUUCUGCAGGAAUACGGUAAGCACAAUGUGACUUUCUGGGGUGUGACGGUGGAGAAUGAACCGAUGGCAGGAGGAAUCAAGGAUUACCAUAUUCCAUCCUGUUUUUUUACCCCUGAGAUGGAAAGGGAUUUCAUCAAGCUCGACCUUGGACCUACUUUACACGCCAAUGGCUUCGAAGACCUCAAGAUAAUGAUGCUUGAUGAUCAGAGAUUUGAAUUACCUGGAUGGCCUGAAGUUGUACUGUCUGAUGAUGAUGCCAAGGCCUAUGUCUCGGGUAUAGGUAUCCAUUGGUAUUGGGAUAAGGACAUUCCUCCUCUCAAGCUAGACCUGACACACAUGUACUACCCAGAUUACUUCAUGCUCUACACAGAGUCCUGCUAUGGAGGGCAUCCCAUCUUAGGCACCUGGGCACAAGGUCAGGGCUACAGUCAGAGUAUCAUUGAGAACAUGAACCAUUGGGUGUCAGGGUGGGUUGAUUGGAACAUGGCUCUUAAUCUUCAAGGUGGACCAACCUUCAUUGGAAAUUUCCUCAAUGCUCCUAUCAUUGUGGAUGCAGAGAAAGAUGUCUUCUACAAACAACCCACAUUCUAUCACCUUGGACACUUCAGCAAAUUUAUUGUUCCUGACUCUCAUCGUAUACACCACACGGUGGAUUCAGACACAGAGGUAUUAAGCAUUGCAUUCCAGCUACCAGAUAAGCACACCUAUGCAGUAAUCCUUCUAAACCAGGAAGAUCAAGGUGUGGAUGUGACGAUAUCUGACCCUGAUGUUGGGUACAUCAAUGCUAGGAUACCAGGACAAUCUAUCCAGACCUACCUCUGGAGUGACAACUAAAAUCAUUGCAGGAUCCAACCUUGCACCAGGGUUUGCAUCAAACCCAGGGCCAUAAAAGAAAUUGUCUUCGCUGUCCAUACGCUCAGUUAUCUGGCUGCCCUCCAAAUUCUCUCUUUACUGACUGUGAUUCUAAGGUGAUUUCUCGAAAUUCCUAGCCCUCCCAAGUGAUUUUAUGCUGCGAGGGUUUCCUAUUACAGACAACUACUUUAUCAGUCAUAAUGUCCCAAUGUUAGGACAAAAUUAUUUGUAAAUUAUUGUAGGGUCAUAUUUGUCUGUUUGUCCUGUGCAUUAUGUAACCCAAGACUGCAAGAUAACGUUCCAAGGCGGUGACAUCAACCAUGAAAUGAUGGGGAUCACCUUUAAAUCUAAAUCAGAAUGUGAAAAGUAGUAAGGAAAACAAACAUGGUGUUAGAAUGCUCAGAAAAGGAUUCAAGCACAUGAGAUCA